AUGGGGGGUGGGUGCUUGUCAGAAGAGAAAGGAGGACCAGUGACGUUGUUUCCCACAGCACCCCCUCCAGAACAAGCUCCGGUCCCACCCCGGCCCUACCAGGGUGUCCGUGUGAAGGAGCCCGUGAAAGAGCUCCUGAGGAGGAAACGCGGGCAUGCCAGCAGUGGGGCAGCAGUGACGCCGACCGCGGUGGUGCUGCCCCAUCAGCCCCUGGCAACAUACACCACAAUGGGUCCUUCCUGCCUUGACAUGGAGGUCGCUGCUUCCACAAUGACGGAGGAGGGGGCCCUGUGCGCGGGUUGGCUCUCUCAGCCUGCCCCGGCCACCCUCCAGCCUCUGGCCCCAUGGGCGCCCUACACCGAGUACGUGUCCCACGAGGCUGUGAGCUGCCCCUACUCAGCGGACAUGUAUGUGCAGCCUGUGUGUCCCAGCUACACAGUGGUGGGGCCUUCCUCGGUGCUGACCUAUGCCUCUCAGCCACUCAUCACCAACGUCACGACGCGAAGUGCCGCCACACCCACAGUGGGGCCCCAGCUGGAGAGCCCAGAGCACCAAGCUCCCCUCACCUAUUUCCCGUGGCCUCAGCCUCUUUCCACGCUGCCCGCCUCCACGCUGCAGUACCAGCCUUCAGCCCCGGCCCUGCCCGGUCCCCAGUUUGUCCAGCUCCCCUUCUCCAUUCAAGAGCCAGUGCUCCCAGAAAUGGAGGACCCCAGGAGAGCCGCCAACACGCUGACCAUCGACAAGCUGCUGUUGGGGGAAGAGGAUGCCGAUGGCUACCCGCUCAACCAUACUCUCUCUGUGGAAGGCUUUUAGGGCCAGCGCCCACCUGGCGUCCUGGUCCCUGAAACUGGGCUUUCAAAGCGAGCCUGGGGCUGCGCCUCAGAGGCAUUCCUGCUUGGCGCAACUGUUUCAUUACUACACUUUCUAGCAAAAACCCAAAACCCCAAGAAUUGUUGACUUGACUUCCUUCCUCUCCCUCCCUCUUUUCUUUCCUACUUU
Molecule: messenger RNA, 999 nt
Organism: Echinops telfairi (small Madagascar hedgehog)
Lineage: Eukaryota; Metazoa; Chordata; Mammalia; Afrosoricida; Tenrecidae
Gene: POU2AF1
Product: POU class 2 homeobox associating factor 1
Exons: 4
Coding region: 1-813 (270 amino acids)
Biological process (GO): positive regulation of transcription by RNA polymerase II
Cellular component (GO): RNA polymerase II transcription regulator complex
Molecular function (GO): POU domain binding; transcription coactivator activity; DNA binding
Source: RefSeq, a predicted model, not a curated record